AUGAACAAAGUGGACGCACCAUGCCGACCCGCCGCCUCUCUCAAAUUCACUAUUGACAACAUCCUCAAUCUCAAGACGAGCGGGAGGAACUGGGACGGUCGUCACCCCGCCGGACUGCGGGAUGACUCGGCCACGGCGAUGCGUAAAGACGGUUUCCAGAGUCACCACGACGAGCAUGUAGUCCAGCAGCGCCAGGACCCGGGCUGCAGGCUUAACGAGAAAGAGUUGAUCACAGACUGCAACGGAGCGACGGAGUCAGUCAUCAGCCGCGGAGACCCGAAGAAGGCGACGGAGGUUCGCUUCGAGAGCGGGGACAGCAGCUGCGACGACAGCAGCUCCACCACCACGGCCACGGACACCCACAAAGGGGGCAGCCCUGCCAAGAAAAGCAAAAUGAUAACGAAAAAGAAAACGCGCACAAUUUUCUCCAAGAGACAGAUUUUCCAGUUGGAGUCUACCUUCGACAUGAAACGCUACCUGAGCAGCGCGGAGCGCGCCUGCCUCGCCAGUUCCCUCCAGCUCACGGAGACCCAGGUGAAAAUAUGGUUCCAGAACCGCAGGAAUAAAUUGAAACGGCAGAUCUCGACCGAAAUCGACGGAACUGUUACCGAUUUCCCCGAGACUGGAAAGCCCAUGGUGGUGGGGCAGCUCCCGGCCUUGUACAAAGAGAGCAACCUGCUGGGCAGAUGCCUGCUGCCCAUGCCUCUGCCCGUGGUGUACCCGGGGAGUAGCACGCCUUAUCUCUGCUUCACAAACGCCAGCAAGUACUUCAGUCUGUACGACGGGGACGUAUGAUGAUGAUUCAUUCCCUCACGUGAAAGAGACGCUUUUUGGUGG
Molecule: messenger RNA, 837 nt
Organism: Anarrhichthys ocellatus (wolf-eel)
Lineage: Eukaryota; Metazoa; Chordata; Actinopteri; Perciformes; Anarhichadidae
Gene: hmx4
Product: H6 family homeobox 4
Exons: 2
Coding region: 1-795 (264 amino acids)
Biological process (GO): regulation of transcription by RNA polymerase II
Cellular component (GO): nucleus
Molecular function (GO): DNA-binding transcription factor activity, RNA polymerase II-specific; RNA polymerase II transcription regulatory region sequence-specific DNA binding
Source: RefSeq, a predicted model, not a curated record